Messenger RNA from Aspergillus saccharolyticus JOP 1030-1, 1803 nucleotides. RefSeq lists its product as uncharacterized. The record is from RefSeq and is a predicted model, not a curated record. Bases 1 to 1803 code for a protein of 600 amino acids. Lineage: Eukaryota; Fungi; Ascomycota; Eurotiomycetes; Eurotiales; Aspergillaceae. The transcript has 3 exons.
AUGUCUAAUAGCUAUGGUUCAGCCAGCGCAGAAGGCGCGUGGAUGAAACGAGCGAUCCUCAUCUGUCUGUAUGUCCUGCUGCUCGAGUCUCUCAUUGAGUGGGGAAUUGUGAUUUACCUCUAUGUUGAGCGAUCGGUGGACGCGGAAAUGACCCCCAGUCUGAUUCUCGCUCUAGUAGCAUCUUUCUUGACUGUUCCUCUUGUUGGGUUACACAGCUUUCUUGCGUGGCAGUACAGCAGGGUUGCAAGAUUUACAAGCCAAAAGGCCAUGCUACGGAUUGUUUGUAUCUGGGUCUCGGGGCUUGCGAUUCUGAUCUGGGUUGCUGCUAUUGCUACAGGCCUGGUGGUUAUAUCUCGACAUCUACUGUGUCUUGCUGACGAGGAUGAUGGCAACUUCUGGAAGCUGGGUGUAAGCUGUGCACUCUAUCGUGCGUCGAUCAUAGACUCUGUUGUGUCGUUCAUAACAUUGUGCCUAUUCUUCGGCCUGCGACAAUUUUGCUGUCGCCCAUAUGAUGUCUCGUUGCUGGGCAUAUAUAGACGCCAACCUUCGUUUUCGAUUUGCGACAACAGCAUCCUCAGCAGCUGGAGCACAGAAAGUGACAAUAGCCUGAAGAAUGAUAUCUACUAUGUUUGCCGGCGACCUGAUAUCACAUACGGCCGAGGGCUUUAUAUGUCGUCAACUGACAAUACCAUCCCGAAUUCCACAAGCAUGGAGUAUCCGACCGUCGUCUAUCAUAAAUCUCACCCGGGGUUCGAGGCAGAGUAUGACUCUGACACAACAGAUCUGCUAUCGGGUACCACACUGUCGCCGCAGGAAACCCUGACAAGGAAGCUACCCGGCGUGAUGACGAGCUCAGAUAUUCUUUCAUGCGUUUCGCGCACGGCCACUACCGCAACCUUGAGUCCUUAUGGUGACCACUAUAAGCAAGGUGUUCCCGUGGAGCUACCUGGGGGAUCCCCUUCUAGGAUCGGACACCAGAGGCAGAAGUCUUCCGCGUCGUCUUUGCGCCGGCUGCUGCCAAAAUUGUUCUCGCAACCACUGUCAGCAGACCCACAAAUACGUGCUCUCGCCGAAUCGUCAGCGGGCGUAGAUGUCGAGAAAGAAGCACUGGUGGUUGAGCGCCCUCCAACUCCCAAAAAAGAGUACGCGCCUGGACAUCCAUUAGCUUCAGCUCCUGUAGAGAAACCUUUGCCCGCCAUAAUAGCCGGGUCUUACAAACCUGAAGCGAAAGGAAGAACACUCCCACGAUCUGUGACCCUGAACUCAGCUGAUGCUCCCGAAGUCCUUGUGCCAGAACCGUUGAAUGUACGCCGGUCUAACACAGCGCACACGGCUCCGGUCUCCAGAAGUAAACACACGCCAUAUCAGGGAGCUUCCGUUUCAACCCUCCCGCAACCAGCAGCGCGUCCAUGCCUUGCCCAGGCCUCCAGCUACAGAGGUUUACCAAUUGAUUGUGAGGGGGCCAGUCGGCAGAAUGCCCGGCAGAGUAAUAAACGGCAGAGCCAGCUGUACCAAAUCAAUCCAGCACAAAUCCCACGCCAUACCCAGAGUCAACACCGGCCCCAUCAGCAUAGUAACGGCCAUCGCUGGUAUCAAGAGCACAACCGGCGCAUGUCCUCAUCAACUCGCGGAAACGAUGUCGAAUUGGUCUACUCAAACUUACGUCGCCCUCGCAGCAACACAUAUGGUGGCCUCGCCUCUGCGCCCAGCAGGCUCGAUAGUAUCCGUGAAACAGGCACAUCUGUUGACGAAGCCACAGAGAGCUAUCUCUCCGGAGCGAAUGCAUACCGUGAAACCACUUGA